AUGAGCGGUUUCGAGAAGCACGAGGCGUUCGCCAUCGAAGCCGUCAAGGCGUUGUUGCCACACGUGGAGAAUGAGUGUACGCAGGACGAUUACGGACGCACGGCACUUUCCGUUGCGGCGCAGCACGGUGUUUUACCCAUCGUUCAGCAUCUCGUGAGCGAGUUCACGCCGCCGAACGAGGAGGAUACGGUGGAGGUGUAUGUGAAUUUGCGCGACAAGACUCGAAAUCGGCCGGUGCACUGGGCGUGCGCAUACGGUCGCGGCGACGUCGUGGAUUUCUUGUUGAAGAAUGGUGCGGAUCCAACGCUCAAGAACGACAACAAAGAUAAUGCUUUACACUGCGCGGUAAGAGGAGGCGACGUAAAAUGUGUUGAGUUGCUUUUGAAAUCUCACGGUGCGUUGACCAAGGACAAGAACGCGCAGCAACAGACGCCCGGCGAGCUCGCGGCGGCUCGUGGUCAACCGACGAUUGCAAAAUUAUUGAAAGCUACCGUCCUU
This is a messenger RNA of Ostreococcus lucimarinus CCE9901, 498 nucleotides long. RefSeq lists its product with no specific name. Gene Ontology annotation, cellular component: nucleus. The transcript has a single exon. Gene Ontology annotation, molecular function: transcription cis-regulatory region binding; protein binding. The annotation marks the transcript as partial. Lineage: Eukaryota; Viridiplantae; Chlorophyta; Mamiellophyceae; Mamiellales; Bathycoccaceae. The record is from RefSeq and is a predicted model, not a curated record. Gene Ontology annotation, biological process: positive regulation of transcription by RNA polymerase II.